AUGAUAACUGCCGAGGACCCGGGAUGGCGGAUUCGGGACGCCGAUCUAUUGAAAAGUUUCUCUGCCAACGGAGGCCUCUUUCUGAAGCUCACAGAAUGCCUUGACCAAGCAGCUUAUUCCGACCACUUCUCUAACCUGCUUGAGCACACCUACACACGUAGUCUUCGAACCCCCCCAAGCCCAUCCUUAGCAGCUCUGCAAGCAGACAUCAAGCACCGCUAG
Molecule: messenger RNA, 222 nt
Organism: Protopolystoma xenopodis
Lineage: Eukaryota; Metazoa; Platyhelminthes; Monogenea; Polystomatidea; Polystomatidae
Source: the annotation of a GenBank genome assembly